ACUUGGUGAGAAACAACGGUUGCGAGGUUCGCAGGACUCUUCCAUCGUCUGCUGCGGUAUCUCCUCGCUUUCAUGAGAAGGCUUCUCUCUCUUUCUUCAUACACCCUCCUUACACGUCGCUCUUUACGUCUCACCAAAUAACUCACCAACGAUGAAGCUCCAUUUCAUCCUAGUGGUGCUGACUACACUUAUCGUCACUUCCGACGCUCUCAAAUUUCCAGUACGGAAAGUUAAACGUUCUUCCCUCCAAAAAAGGGCAUCUGGGAACGUUACCACGUCCACGAAUGAUACUAUCAGCACUGUGUCAGACCUCAUUUACAUUUCCGAUAUCACUGUUGGAGGCGUCGAAUAUCCUAUACAAUUGGACACUGGAUCUUCUGACCUUUGGAUCAAAGGCACUUCCUCACCAUUGCCAAAUUCUUCACAAACUUCUACCACGUACAAUAUCACCUAUGGUAUUGGUUGGGCCUAUGGCACAGUGUCUUAUGCGAGUGUAGGAUUUGCAGGCAUCAACAUUACAACCCAAGCAUACCUGGACACCUCAUCAGCAAGCAAUCCUGCAUUGAGUUAUGGCGCUGAUGGGAUUGCUGGUUUAGGGUUCACCAGUCUCUCUACCAUCGAUGCUCUUGUGAACAAUUCAGAUUCUUCGAGUGGUAGAAGCUUGUUAUACAAUUUGUUCAUGCAAAACCCUUCCGAACCCAACUUUAUUGCAUUCGCCCUUGAACGCAGCUCUGACGACGAUGCUGACAGCGAUGAUGUUGAAGGGAGUUUUAGUAUAGGUGAAUAUGACCCUGCGUACACCGCAGUCGCGAACAAAACUUCAAUUCCUACUUGGCCAAUCGUUUCGCCGACACGGUGGAGUGUUUUACUAGAGGCAUACAUGAUUGGCUCGGAUACACUCAGUCCUACCACUCAAGUUGCAGACGUGCCUUCAAACAGAGCUGUAGUAGUUCUUGAUACCGGUACCUCGUGGUCCUAUGUUCCUUCAGAUGUGUGCGAAAUCAUUUAUAGUGGGAUUACCGGCGCACAAUAUAGCUCUGAUAUCGGGCAGUGGGUAUUACCAUGUGAUGCAGAAAUUGACAUGGCUCUUCAACUUGGUGGUCAAAUCUUCCCUCUCCAUCCUCUUGAUAUCAACAUCAAGAAUUCGGCCGAUUCCUCUACAUGCCUUGGAACCUUUGUUCCGACUUCUUUCGCCGGCGAUGACUUUGACUGGCUACUCGGUGACAACGUGCUUCGCGCUAUGUACUCCGUCUAUGAUUUUGGGGACUUCAAUUCUAAUGGAGAGAUGAUUGAUCCUUUCCUCAAAUUGCUAUCCCUUGUUGAUCCCAACGAGGCAUCGGGAGAUUUCGUUAAAGCUCGCGGUGGUACUGCUAAAACUGGAAUCACAUACAAUGAAUCCAAUGCCACUGCUAGUACUGCCUCUGUCACGUCCGUGGAUCUAUCUACUGAAGUAGCGGAAACAUUGGCCAAAAUCGGAACCUACUUUCCCGUUAUUUUGGCUAUCGUUGCACUCAACGCCCUCGUGCUUCUUGCCCUUACUAUCGUGGGAAUCAUUAUACUUUGCAAGAGGACCAAAAAGAACAAGAGGCAGCGUAUCAUGGAUGUGAGAACUCGUGCUCCGAUGGGUAGGAUGAGUCCUAUGCCUUUGAACAGCCGAGACAGUGCUGCCACUACGGAGCCACAUACCUACGAACCGAUCUCUAUGGCGUUGACAGAAGAUACAAUGUUUGUUCCACCCUCGCCUCAUUUCAAGAAGUACAAUGGUUCAAUUAGGAGCGGAAAGGGAGCUGAUAGGCCUUCAAGCCUCGCAACUCUACCCUCGCAGCGUAGCUUUCAUCAGGAUGGCACUCCUGAAGAUGCAUUGUUCGGCCCUCCAUCACCUGGCUUCCGGGAUUUUUCUGACGACCGCCCAAGAAGCAUGGGGAUGCCGUCGAACAAUCCUUAUCAACCGUUUGUGGCUGGGGCUCCUGCGAGCCAAGCACAUGGUCCAGAGGAUCCGCUAUUUGUUCCCCCCCGCUCUCCAAUGCGAUCUUCGCAUUUCGACCGCCAACCGAGCACGAGUUCCACUAUUGCAGGUCCGAGUGGACUUGGUAGCCCUCAAUCAACGCAGAUGCUAGAUGAGCCAUUUACGCCUCCUCGGGCGAGAUUCCAAUAUGACGCAAAGACUAUCGACCGACCAAUCAGUAUGGGAAAUACACCUCCGCCCAUGCCAACUCCUCAGCACGAAGCUCAUCCUUUAGAGGAGGAUAUUACAAUGACACCUAACCCUGCUUUCAUGAGGGCACAUGCAGGAGAGGGUUCAUCGGGAGACCGACCGAUGAGCGUUGCUUGAGUUCUUAGUUCGCUCAGUUGUUAUGGACCUAUAUCUCUCCAUGUUUUCGUGUACCUUUACUGCGCAUCUGGUCAUUUACUUCAUAUAUCCUGCUUUGAUCAUUUUCCUUUAAAGUUAUAAUCGAAUUCGGACUCUUUUUUUUCAUUCACCUUCAUCUCGCACAGCAUGAUGUUCUUUUUUGGGGGUCUACAGAGACCGAUAUGUCCUGGAUACGUCUUUCUCGGACUCAUUUGAUAGGAAUGCAAUAGGUAGAGUAAGUAGUGUUUUAAUAAAAGGGCU
Molecule: messenger RNA, 2611 nt
Organism: Lentinula edodes (shiitake mushroom)
Lineage: Eukaryota; Fungi; Basidiomycota; Agaricomycetes; Agaricales; Omphalotaceae
Product: aspartic peptidase domain-containing protein
Exons: 11
Coding region: 152-2332 (726 amino acids)
Biological process (GO): proteolysis
Molecular function (GO): aspartic-type endopeptidase activity
Source: RefSeq, a predicted model, not a curated record